GAAAUUCUCUUUUUAGCUCUAGCCUCAAACCGACUAAACGACCCACCAUGGCCUCCUCCUCCUCCUACUUCCACAAAUCGCCUCAAACCGUCUUCGAUGAUAUUCAAUAUCAGAUGACUCUCGAAAAAGAGACUUUGACAGAGCUGGUCAAGACUUUUCUCAAGGAGUUCAAGAUCGGAUUGGAGAAUUAUAAUCAUCCAAUGGCUAUGAUUCCAUCCUUCGUAACUGGUGUUCCGGACGGUACUGAGACUGGAGUAUUCCUUGCCCUCGAUCUUGGUGGAACGAAUCUCCGCGUCUGCGAAGUCACUCUCAACGGCGACAAGACCUUUGACCUUCGUCAACAGAAAUACAAGGUCUCGGAUACUCUGAAGACUGGGGAAGCUACAGUUUUGUUUGACUACCUUGCCGCCUCCGUAGACGCCUUCCUCACCUCACAUGCUCCCCCGGCCAAUUUCAACCCCAAACACGACGUAGUCCAUCUCGGUCUCACAUUCUCAUUCCCAGUCGAACAAACCGCUCUUGAUUCUGGUAAGAUUUUGACGUGGACUAAAGGUUUUUCGGCGAAAAACGCGGUUGGGCAUGACGUGGUCAAAUUACUUCAAGAUGCGUUUGAUAGGAAACAUAUGCAUGUUAAAUGUGUAGCGCUUGUGAACGAUACGGUUGGCGCCCUUCUUUCACGCUCUUACACCGCAGGAGGAUGUAUUUUGGGUAGCAUUUUCGGAACAGGCACGAAUGGAGCGUACGUUGAGGAUGUCACCAACAUCUCCAAACUGGGACCUAAUCACCCAGCAAUCGCCAAAGGAGGCAAGAUGGUCGUCAAUACUGAAUGGGGAGCAUUCAACAAUUCCCGUAGUCACCUUCCAUUCACCCCAUUUGACAAUGCACUCGAUCGGAUGUCCAUCAACCCUCGAUUCCAAGCGUUUGAGAAAUUUAUAUCUGGGAUGUACCUCGGGGAAAUUACCCGACUCAUUCUUCUUUCUUUGAUCGAUGCCGCACCUAGAGCGUUGUUGUUUAAAGGGAAGGCACCGAAAGCUUUAAACAGUCAGUGGGGGGUUGACACGUCUGUGAUGAGUGACAUCGAGUCGGCUUGGCAAGGAGGGGAGAAGACUGAGACUGUGAUUGAGUUGGAUAAGACGUUGCCUAAGCUUGGAGAGUUUGAGGUGGAUAAGCUUCCGGAGGGUGUGAAGGAGAGAUUGGAGAGGGUUAGGAGAGUGGUUGUUGAGAAAUUGCACUUUGAAGAUUCGGAGGUGGAAUUGGUUGAUGCGGCGAUUGUGAGGUGGGCGUGUCAUUUGGUGGCUAGGAGGGCUGGUUUGUUGAGUGGAGUUGCGGUUGCGGCGGUGCUUAUUCAAACUGGGAAGGCCAAGUUGGGUGGUGAAGAGAAGAUUGGGGUUGGGGUCGAUGGAAGUUUGAUUCAGUUCUACCCAAAUUUUGAGGGUACGAUGAGAGAAUCACUGCGUCAUCUGGUUGGUGAAGUCGAGAAGCGUGUUGACAUUGGGUUGGCGAAGGAUGGGAGUGGUGUUGGUGCUGCCCUGUGUGCGCUCCAAGCAGUCAAGCAGAUGUAAGAAGUGAAACACAAAGCUAUUAUCAAUUGUGUGUACAUGGAAUGAUGUAAAUUCACCUGGCUGCCACUAU
Molecule: messenger RNA, 1632 nt
Organism: Marasmius oreades (fairy-ring Marasmius)
Lineage: Eukaryota; Fungi; Basidiomycota; Agaricomycetes; Agaricales; Marasmiaceae
Exons: 9
Coding region: 48-1562 (504 amino acids)
Biological process (GO): intracellular glucose homeostasis; glucose 6-phosphate metabolic process; glycolytic process
Cellular component (GO): cytosol; mitochondrion
Molecular function (GO): ATP binding; mannokinase activity; glucokinase activity
Source: RefSeq, a predicted model, not a curated record